Chroicocephalus ridibundus (black-headed gull) is the source of this 1944-nucleotide messenger RNA. It is a transcript of the gene ADPRM, whose product is annotated as ADP-ribose/CDP-alcohol diphosphatase, manganese dependent. The record is from RefSeq and is a predicted model, not a curated record. NCBI's taxonomy places the organism in Eukaryota, Metazoa, Chordata, Aves, Charadriiformes, Laridae. The transcript has 3 exons. The coding region runs from base 22 to 984 and encodes 320 amino acids. Gene Ontology annotation, molecular function: 2',3'-cyclic-nucleotide 2'-phosphodiesterase activity; manganese ion binding; CDP-glycerol diphosphatase activity.
CCUCAGCCGGGAGCUGCCGCCAUGGAGGGGGCGCCGCCGCCUCUCUUCGCCUUCGGUGUUAUCGCGGAUAUCCAGUACGCGGACGCGGAGGACGGCUACAACUUCGGUGGGUACCAGCGGCGGUAUUAUCGGCAGAGCCUUCACCUGCUGUGGGACGCUGUGGAAGCGUGGGCGGCAGAGAAGCCGCCGCUCGCCUUCGUACUGCAGCUGGGCGACAUCAUCGAUGGCCUCAACGCCCGCAGCGGAGAGUCCGAGCGUGCCUUGGCACAGGUGCUGGCAGCGCUGGGGCAGCUGCAGGUGCCGGUGCAUCACACAUGGGGCAACCACGAGUUCUAUAACUUCAGCCGGGCCCGCCUGGUGCACACCAGCCUCAACAGCCGGCCUGCCGGGGCCGUGGCUGGCCCACCAGCCAAGGACUGCCAGGCCUAUCACUUCAGCCCGACCACGCGGUUCCGCGUCGUUGUGCUCGACGCCUACGACCUGAGCACCGUGGGCAGGGAGCCGGACAGCCCCCGCUACUGGGAGUCCCUGCAGCUUCUACGGGAGAAGAACCACAACGACAACCUCAACAGCCCCGCAGGACUCGAAGAACCUCGGUUUGUAGAGUUUAACGGAGGAUUUAGCCAAGCCCAGUUGGACUGGUUCAAUGAAGUCCUCAAGUUCUCUGAUGAAAACCAAGAAAAAGUUGUAGUUAUGGGUCACCUGCCCAUUCAUCCUGAUGCUUCAAACGGAGUUUGCCUAGCCUGGAAUUACGAAGAUGCCCUUUCAGUCAUACACUCCCAUCAGUGCGUGGUCUGCUUUCUCGCAGGGCACCUGCACGACGGUGGCUAUUGUUUAGACUCUCAUGGAGUUCAUCAUUUGACUUUGGAGGGGGUUAUUGAAACUCCACCAGAAAGCAAUGCCUUUGGAACUAUUUAUGUCUAUGAAGAUAAAAUGGUAUUAAAGGGAAGGGGCAGAAUUUCAGAUAGAGUUAUGCAUUUCUGAAAAUGGUAAGCAAAUACAAAUAGCUCUUCUUCAGGAAGUACUCUGACAAAAGCAGGGGAUUCAGCUUAUUAUGUGCUUGUAGAAAGAUGUGCGUGGCUGAUCCUUAUAGCUUUAACUCAAACACUUUUCUCUCGGAUACAGAAUUUUAGAAAUUACGUUUCUGUAAGAAAACAGACCUAGUUUCUUCAUGGAGAAGAGAAAAGGCCAGUAACCAUGUUUAAAAUAAAUAUACUUGAAUGCAGAAUGUUGACUUCAAACACCCAAUCCUGACCGGAUUGCUAUUUAUUGUGAAAAAAUGCAAACUAUAUUCUUAAUAUUGUCCAAAAAAAGCCUAUUUUUUUAUAUCAGUCAGAAUUAAAGUGUGCAGAGUUGCACCUGCCCAGCUGCCUUUCAGUAUUUUUUUUGAACACUGUAGUCAAUAAUGUCUCUCACCUGGCAGAAUUCGUCCAUCAUGUAGCCUAAUGCAGUCUUCUUAACACUGCUUUAAAAGACUGUGGGAAAGCAACAGAAGAUCAGCGAGGAGGACUGUAAACAUGCUCAAGUGACUCGAACCUAGGGUACUGGAAAACACAUAUAUCACACUAAUUGUUAUUCAGUCUCAGGUGCUUGCAAGAAAAGCACUUGCACUUAGAUAACAUAAGUCUGUGAUGGACUCAGGGACACCUUAUCUAGCCGCUUGGAAAUCCUAGCCUGUUGUUGAAGAAGACCAAAGCACAGUGGGAAAACUAUGCCUGUUUGAACCCUUUAAAUACCAGCAAGAACAGGGAGUCUGCACGCGCUCUUGGAGUCCGUGCACGCUCUUGCUAACAAGGACUCUCUCGCUGCCAAGGACUCUUGCUAACAAGGACUCUCUCACUCCGUGGUGCCCGCAGUCCCUGCUUGCGUGCCUCUGCCUGGGUGUUGCUUCAGAGAUUCCCCGGUCUGUGAGGUAUCAGGAUUAAACUUGUUCUUUGCCUUUCA